GGCCUGCGGUGAGACUUCCGGCCGACAGGUGGCAGCAGCGCGCGGCAGGAGGUGCGGCGGACCGUAGAAGAAGAAAGUGACGGAGGAGGAAUGGCGGCGCCCAGCGCGGCUCCGCCGGCGGACUGACGCUAGAUCCGGCCUGUUCUGGAUUAACCCACUGUGGUCCGGUCUGUUCUGGAUUAACCCACUGCGGUCCGGUCUGUUCUGGAUUAAUCCACUGUGGUCCGUUCAGUUCUGGAUUAAUCAGCUGCGGUCUGGUCUGUUCUGGAUUAAUCCGCUGCGGUCCGGUCCGGGAUGGGGCGUGUGCGGCCGGUGGUGGAGGUGGUGCAGCUCGGUCUGCUGUCUUACCGGCAGGCUCUGCAGGUGCAGCAGGCGUGCGUGAUUCGCCAGCGGGAGGCGCCGGCUCACACGCUGCUGCUGUGCGAGCACCCGGCGGUCUACACCACCGGGCUCCGGCAGCAGCCCUACCCCCCCCACCUGCUGCAGCGGCUCCGCCUGCUGGGCGCCGACGUCCACCAGACCAACCGAGGAGGCCUCAUCACCUUCCAUGGCCCGGGACAGCUGGUCUGCUAUCCCAUACUGCACCUGGGCAGCUUCAAGAAGAGCGUGCGCUGGUACGUGGCCGAGCUGGAGCACACGGUCAUCUCGGCGUGCAGCAGGUUUGGCGUGGCGGCGUCGACCUCGCCUCACACCGGCGUCUGGGUCGGAGACAACAAGAUCUGUGCUAUCGGGAUCCACUGCGGCCGCUACGUCACGUCUCACGGCUUCGCCCUGAACUGCAGCACUGACCUGUCGUGGUUCGACCACAUCGUGCCCUGCGGCAUCGAGGGCAAAGGCGUGACGUCGCUGAGCGUGGAGCUGAACAGGAAGGUGUCACCGCAGGAGGCGGCGCCGCACCUGCUGGAGGCCUUCAGAGAACGCUUCGACUGUGAGCUGACUGAGGGCAGCAGCCUGCCGCCGCACUGAGCGCUCCAACGUACAGACCGCCCUGAAGUCAGCAUGACGUUCGGCUUCUCUGGUUAUGAGCCUUCCACUGAGCUCCACCUCCUAGUCACACAUCAUAUCAGCUGCUUAGAAACACCUUAACACCUGCCUAGAAACCCCAUAGCAACUGUCUAGUACACCUUAGCAACCACCUAGAGAGACCCUAGCAACAACCCAGAAACAACCACCUAGUGCAUGCUAGCAGCUGCCUAUUAAACCCUAGCAGCCAUGUAGCACACCCUAGCAACCGCCCAGAAAACCCCUGGCAACCCUCUAGAACAAAAUAGCAACUGCCUAGAUACACCACAGCAUCUUCCUACAAACACCUUAGCAACCACCUAGUACAGCCCACCAAGCAGCUAGCACAACCCAGCACACACCCAGAAACACCCAGAAACAGCCCAGGGACGUCCUGAACCCAGCCGCGCGCUGCACCCUGAGGAACAGCCAACUCUCAGAGUUUUUUAAAACUGUUUUCUUCUCAGUGUCUCAGAUGCGGCGGCACAAGCUCCGCCCCUCACAGACGAUUGGCUGGAUUUCACGUCAUGUGACGGCGGGCGGAGCAGAACAGAGACGGAAAUCAUAACAAACCCCUGUGUCUGCUGACGGGACGGGCUGUGUGUGUGCGUGUGUGUGUGUGUGUGUGUGUGUGUCUGUGUGUGUGUGUGUGUGUGUGUGUGUGUGCUGAUGAGUCGGACUGGUCAGGAAAGUGAAACUGACUUCAACAUUCAACAGCCACGUUGCCUUCAACUCUAUAAAAAUAAAAUAAUUUGGUUAUUUUCAG
This is a messenger RNA of Myripristis murdjan (pinecone soldierfish), 1768 nucleotides long. RefSeq names its product lipoyl(octanoyl) transferase 2 (gene lipt2). Gene Ontology annotation, biological process: protein lipoylation. The coding region runs from base 295 to 966 and encodes 223 amino acids. NCBI's taxonomy places the organism in Eukaryota, Metazoa, Chordata, Actinopteri, Holocentriformes, Holocentridae. The record is from RefSeq and is a predicted model, not a curated record. The transcript is spliced from 4 exons. Gene Ontology annotation, molecular function: lipoyl(octanoyl) transferase activity.